Scleropages formosus (Asian bonytongue) is the source of this 3469-nucleotide messenger RNA. It is a transcript of the gene kcnk10a, whose product is annotated as potassium channel, subfamily K, member 10a. Gene Ontology annotation, molecular function: potassium ion leak channel activity; outward rectifier potassium channel activity. Gene Ontology annotation, biological process: stabilization of membrane potential; potassium ion transmembrane transport. NCBI's taxonomy places the organism in Eukaryota, Metazoa, Chordata, Actinopteri, Osteoglossiformes, Osteoglossidae. Gene Ontology annotation, cellular component: plasma membrane. Bases 691 to 2394 code for a protein of 567 amino acids. The record is from RefSeq and is a predicted model, not a curated record. The transcript is spliced from 7 exons.
GUAAUGGUGUGCGCAGCGGUAGGUGUGGUGUGAUGGAUCACUUUUGUCUCGUGCGCUGCCUUUACCAAGUGGAAGGGGCCAGUGGCUCGUGGGUUCAGCCACCCCGCCUAACAGCGAGCUCUGGCUUGAUUUCACCUUGGAGGUAAAUAAAUGUUGGCGCUGGAAGCCAUCGCAUCGAGGUGCGACGCGGAUGACUGUCGGUGCCUUCUAACAAUAGGCGGCUGCUGCUGGAGGUCCUUGCGACGAGGACGACGAGCUGCGAGGUGUACAGUGACAAGCACCUCGGUUGUGUAACGAUCCUCAGCGCUCUACUGCGGCGAACGACACGUUGGCGCGGGGCUCACGCGUCCCAUCCUUGCCUGGGGGGAGCUCUGCAUGGGAUGCGCCGGAAUAUUCCUUUGUUUGUAAGUUACAGCAGGGGAAGAGGCUGCAGUGAGCAGACGCGCGCGGGUUGGGCAGCGCUGUUCCCGAGGCUCGUGGGCAUCCGGGCGGCCGGGCACGCGCCGCACUCCACGCGCAGAGCCGCAGAGCACACGUCGUCGGGCUCCUGGCAGCCCCUGCAGCCCCUGCAGCCCCGCAGCCGCUCGACACAAAGGAGCUCCGAGGAGGACGUCGCUUGACGCAGCAGCGGACACACGCCGAUUCAGCGGGCGCACAAUUCUCUUCUUCGUUUCAAAUCGAGCCGUCGAGAUGAAAUUUCCAACGGAGACCCCAAGGAAACCUGGGAACUUGAACCCUCCGCCAGUUCCAGUUCAAACCAACAUGACACCGAAGAAGAUUCAGCCAGGGAUGCUGCAAUCCAGCCUGGUCCAGGCCAGCGUGGCCACCAUGCAGAACCCAAUGGGCUGCGAGAUCAAGCCCAACGGUCACUGCCCCCUGCCUAGGCUGUCAGUGUGCUCACGGGGGGCAGCCAUGGUGGCCAGCAUGGAUAAUGGUGCGUCAACAAUCCACACUGUCAUGAAAUGGAAGACGGUGCUAGCUAUCUUCGUUGUGGUGGUAGCCUACCUUGUGGUGGGUGGCCUUGUGUUCCGGGCCCUAGAGCAACCCUUCGAGAGCAACCAAAAGGACACCAUCACACAGGAGAAGGCUGUGUUCUUGCAGAAACACCCCUGUGUGACGAGAGAUGAGCUGGAGGCACUCAUCAAGCACUCCAUAGAUGCGGUCAAUGCAGGUGUGAGCCCCAUUGGAGACACAUCCUACAACUCCAGUCAUUGGGACCUUGGGAGCGCCUUCUUUUUUGCAGGAACAGUGAUCACCACAAUCGGGUAUGGAAACAUUGCCCCCAGCACAGAAGGAGGAAAGAUUUUCUGUAUCCUCUAUGCCAUAUUUGGGAUUCCUCUGUUUGGGUUCCUCUUGGCUGGUGUUGGCGAUCAGCUCGGGACUAUAUUUGUGAAGAGCAUUGCGAAGGUAGAGAAGAUGUUCCGGCGCAAACACAAGCAGAUCAGCCAAACCAAGAUUAGGGUCAUCUCCACCAUCCUCUUCAUUCUUGCUGGGUGCAUCGUUUUUGUCACAAUCCCUGCCAUCAUCUUUAAACACAUUGAAGGCUGGACAGCACUGGAUGCAAUAUACUUUGUGGUUAUCACCCUGACAACCGUUGGCAUUGGCGACUACGUGGCAGGUGGAGAUCGGAAAAUUGAAUACAAGAAGUGGUAUAAGCCCCUGGUCUGGUUUUGGAUCCUUGUGGGCCUGGCUUAUUUUGCUGCAGUCCUGAGCAUGAUUGGUGACUGGCUGAGAGUGCUAUCCAAGAAGACAAAGGAGGAGGUUGGAGAGAUCAAGGCCCAUGCGGCAGAGUGGAAGGCCAAUGUGCGUGCUGAGUUCCGCGAGACUCGGAGGCGGCUGAGUGUGGAGGUGCACGACAAGCUGCAGCGGGCAGCCACCAUCCGAAGUAUGGAGCGCCGCCAGCUGGGCCUGGACCAACGGGCCCAGUCGUUGGAUGUGCUCUCGCCAGAAAAGCGGGCAGCCUUCAACAGCCUGGAUGCCGACCGCUUCAAGGCCACCUCUCAGGAGAGCAUUGACUCGAAGCUGAACAACCUGCGCAUGCGAGCUGAGCAUUUCGAGAAGGGUGAGCAGGCUGCCUCCGAGGACAACAUCUUCAACCGCCUGGGGUCCGUUACCAAGCUAGCCAAGCGCAACAAAAACAAAGAUCUGAAGAAGAACAUCCCUGAGGACAUUCGCAAAAUGUUUGACGCCUUUGGCUGCACUCCCCUAGCAGGUGAGGAGAAGAAGGAAGAGGAGGAGGCUAGCGAGAAGGAGUUCAACACCAGUUUAACAAAUUUGCCCCAGUAUGCAGAGAGCUCCAAGCUCCAGAAUGGGUUCCCACCAACUCUGACCAAAGACAAGGGGGAUGAAGGAAAACUUGAAGACAAAGAAAUGCAGACACAGACAAGCCCUUAAAAGGAGGCCGGUGACUAGAUGAAAGAUAUUUGAAAUGACCUUAUCAUGUGCCUUAAAUUGUUCCGUUUCAUAUAGAGAGAUGUGGAACUGGCCACCUUCUCCCGUAUGCUACUAACUGUUCACUGUGCCCUAAUGGUGGUUUUAUUUGCCAAAAAAAGAAAUCUGAAUUAGCUGUGUGAGAAGCUACAACGUCAACACAAUGUCUUACAAAAGAAGUACUUGAGAACUAUCAAAACUACAGUGUUUUUAUUUUAGCAAAUGAUUGCAAGGAAGAAUUAGUGGAAUGCUAAAUGUACCACAACAGUAACGUGCUGUAGCAAAUCAGUUUGACGUUACCUAUGGGCCUGUGACCUACACUCGUGUUUUAUAAUCAAAAUCUCCACUGAGUCAGUAUCGAUCCUGAUAUUGUGUCCUGUAGAGUAACGGGUGGAACAGAGAACAAAGCUGCGGAAUAAAGCAAACAGGCGAUUUUCAUGACAAAGGGAUGCAAAUACGGAACCAAAAGACUUCUUGUCAUUCAGUAUCUUCGUAGAUCUAUCCCGUGAUUAACAUGCUUAAGCACCCUGAACUUGAACUUAAAAACAACAAUCCUUUGUUUCUGCAUGGUCUUGGAGCAAAUAUGUUGUCCUAUGGAGUACAGUGUAUUCAAAAGCUUCGAGUUCAUGAUCACAAAGAUGAUAUCUCAGGGCUUGUUGUCCUACUGUUGUUGUUGAAAUAUAAUUGUUCAAUGUGCGCUGCAUUCACACUGUCAAGAGGGGAUGAGUCUCAGUUCAGCUUCAUCAGGGUUCCAGCAUUCUAAACGGAAUAGAGCAUGGACCGUUGGCCAAAGUGUGGGCAAUUAGGCUUUCUCUUGCUUCAUUACGAGCCUUUUUCCUGGGUUUUAGAGAUGGUGAUUGGUGCAUUACCUGGAACACGCACGCGUUUAUCUGUGUGUGUGUGUGUGUGUGUGUGUGUGUGUGUGUGUGUGUGUGUGGUGGCGUAGUUAUGUGUUUUCAUAUUUGAGCACUUCAGUGUCUCUUUUAAACCAGCUGUGCAUAUUGCAAUCACAAAAUGCCACUUGUUCUGUGAAGAUGGA